UGGUGGAACAACGCCUUCGCUUACAAUACGCAGGAUUGAACUAUGUGAUCUUGGUACAUACACUAUUUGUCUAGAUACUGACCCAACACGUUGUACACAUCAUGAUAUAGGAGUUGUGGUGUUUAGAGGUGCAAGUGGGUCCCUUGGAGGACAAAAUAAUAUUUUUGACUUAUGGUCAUCAAAACAUACUGCUAACACAAAUGUUACCUAUGCAAUGCGUACUGGAUCUAUGUCUGGUUUACAUUAUAAAUCGGAAUUGGUGGAAAAGUGGUCAGACCUUAAAGUAGAAAAGGUCAAGUUAGCUGUUUAUAAAGCAGGGGUAGAAAAGGUAUAUUUCAUUUUUAAUGCACGCGAAACUAAUAAAAAGUCAUGGAUGAAGAAAGAGCGACUAAUUUCUACAUCGUAUGAUGAUUAUGAUGAUCUCAUUGGUGAUAGAGGGAAUGCGAAAUAUUUUUCAAUGAAUGGCCUAAUUGGUUCCUAUGUCCGCCGAAGGUUCUUUCUGAACAAGUACAAGAAACAAAACAGUUGCAGCGACAUGGGAGGUUGGCUUUCCGUUACAGAACUUGCUAUUUGUUCUUGGGAAAAUGAAACGAAGUAUCCAGGCAUAUAUUUUAGUCCUGGAAAAACACAAACUAAUUGGAAUUAUGGUAUAAAAUUAACGCUUAAUGCAUUCAUAACAAUGAAAUUCGGAAAGAAAGUAUUUUAUGUUCUGAGGAUCAAUAAAGACGAGAGAGUUACAGAAAUAGAUGUUGAUUCUCUCAAUGACGAUGAUGAUGUAACUGCCCUCAAAAGAGAAAAGAAGGUUAAAAACAUCAAAGUUCAAAGAAAGUUCCAUUUUGUGACAAGCAGUGUCAAUCCAACCGAAAUAAGUGACCCUAAAUUCUGGAAUAUUAAUGGUGGUGUAUUACCUUCAAUUAAUGUUCAAGCUGCUUGGGAUCUCGGAAUCACCGGAGCAGGCGUAAAAGUAGCUAUUGUUGACCAGUACUUGGAUUUGGACCAUGAAGAUAUGAAGGAUAAUCUGAUUAGUGAUCUCCAUUAUGAUUACGUUGACAACGAUAAUAAUCCUAGACCAGAAGGUCAAUCUGCAGCUCAUGGUACCGCCGUAGCAGGAAUAAUACUAUCAAAACCUGGAAACAACGUAUGUACUGUUGGAAUAGCAUAUAAUGCAACAGGAGUAGGUGUUGCUGUACUUGACUCAACUGGAAGCUUAAGUGCCACCGACGUGGAACUAGCAAGAUACCUGUCUCAUGAAAUGGAGGAAAUCGAUAUUUAUAGCAACAGCUGGGGACCAGGACAAGCGUAUGGAUAUUUACCAGUUAGUGAAGUGUUGGAAGAAGCAUUUAUAAAUGGGGUAACAAAUGGUCGAAAUGGAAAGGGAAACAUUUACGUUUUUGCAGCUGGUAAUUUCAGAGACAACACCAACUCAAAUGGGCUGUUAACGUCUCCAUACACAAUUGCAGUUUCUGCUGUUUCAAAUGGGAGUAUGUCAGCUAGCUUCCGGAGUGUUGGUUCUUCAAUAAUGACAGUGGCAUAUGGUGAAAGCCAGGGAUCUUCUAAUGGAAUAGUUGUACCAAUUCCAUAUUCUAGUUGUAUAAACGGAGCUGAAGGUACAUCUUUUUCAUGUCCAACAGUCAGUGGAGCUAUAGCAUUAUGUUUAGAGAUUAAUCCAAAUCUUACGUGGCGAAGUGUUCAACAUCUACUGGUGCAAACAUCAAAGAAACACAAUUUGGCCGAUUCAGACUUAAAUUACCAGUGGCAGGAAAACGGAGCAAAAUUUCAAACUCAUCCGACAAUGGGAUUUGGUUUGCUUGAUGUUGGUGACAUGGUACAGAGGGCAAAGAACUUUCCAGUUUUACCAGCACUCGAAACCUGCACAAUUAAUAGACAAAAACGACUAAGAACAAAAAGGGGUGGAUCCAAAAGUGAUAACUUGAAUGUGCUUUGCAGUGGUCAGGGAACCAACUGUGGAACGAUUAGAUAUUUAGAAUUUGUAUUAGUUACUAUUUCAUUUAGAUUUACAGCAAACAGAGGAUCAGUUGAGUUCUAUCUAUAUUCUCCGUUCGGGACUAAGAGUUAUUUGAUGACACACCGACCGGAAGACUCUACCUAUCACCCAAUGGGUGGAAGCCUUGUGUGGACAUAUAAAACACUGCAGACUUGGGGUGAAAAUCCUUGUAGCGAUGCGACUAAUGGAGACAAACCCUGGCGUUUGGAAUUCAGAACAAUAGACAGAGCUGUUAGAGUUACUUUGAAUGGAUGGAGCCUUACUCUUUAUGGUACUCAGACAUCACCACAGUGAGGUAGGAUUUUCAGGUCAAAACGUUCAAAC
This is a messenger RNA of Mytilus trossulus (common blue mussel), 2329 nucleotides long. RefSeq names its product neuroendocrine convertase 2-like. The record is from RefSeq and is a predicted model, not a curated record. The coding region runs from base 215 to 2299 and encodes 694 amino acids. Gene Ontology annotation, molecular function: serine-type endopeptidase activity. Gene Ontology annotation, biological process: protein processing. NCBI's taxonomy places the organism in Eukaryota, Metazoa, Mollusca, Bivalvia, Mytilida, Mytilidae. The transcript is spliced from 17 exons. Gene Ontology annotation, cellular component: membrane.